This is a messenger RNA of Cinara cedri, 15082 nucleotides long. NCBI's taxonomy places the organism in Eukaryota, Metazoa, Arthropoda, Insecta, Hemiptera, Aphididae. The record is from the annotation of a GenBank genome assembly.
CCGAGUAGUCGUGUCGUCACUCGUCACCCGCGCAAAAACCCCUCGGGCGCGUGAACGUUUUCCAACCUCCUUGACCGGCGCGCCGCUCGGCUUGGUGCUUACAACGUGUUUGACGUGUUUACAUUGGACACACGCACGCACGCGCUGGCCUGAUAAAAAUAGAGGACUCCGGCUUCGGCGUGAUCAGCUGAUUUUUGUUUUGUGCCGGAACACGCGCGCGCCCGCACGUACACACAGUGCGCGUGUGUGUUUCGCAGGUGCGCGCGCACGGGUACCGAACGGCGAACACCGCGGCCGCCUCCCAUAAUAUUUCCCCGUCCCGGCCUCACCGGCAUCCGACGAACCGUCCGAAUGACGUGCAUUCGUGUUAUCGUCAUUAUUAUUAUUGUUAUUACGGUUCGUUCGUCUCCGAACGAAUAACAAUAAUAUCCUAUACUAUAGUGUUUGUGUUCGCUGUUCUGUUAUUAUUAUUAUUAUUAUUAUUGUUUCUCACGGGGGGGAGGGGGGAUCGCUUUUGGACGGUGCAAACGCUAAAACGCAUUCGGUACUCGCGGUUACCGCUCGUUGCUAAUUUGAAAAUCGCGCAGAAAACGCCGACUCGGAAAGAGCAUAACCCCAAAAAAGUCGGCACCACCGAGAUAAUACAGUUGGCAAAAAAAAAAAUAACGUCGUACCGUCAUCGGCGACACGACGCGUGUCCGUUCAGAAGCAGCGGCAGCAGGCAGCAGCGGUUCGAUCGUCACGUGGUACACACCCUCCACCCGAGGCCGCCGGUCAUCUGCUGGUAAACAAACGGUGCCCCCCACUCCCCCUCACUGGCUUACGCACACCGACUCACACGCACACUGCCACACACACGCGCAUUCGUAGUCUCACACACACACGUCGUACUUUGGUUUUUCGUCGUUCACAUCGCUGUCCGUCGUCGUCGUCGCUGCCGCCGCCGAUUCGAAAAAUAAAACAGCAGCUCUAGUGACUAGCUCUCUCUCGCUCACUCUCUCACUCUCUCUCUCACUCUCUCUCUCUCACUCUCUCGCCGCACCGCCGCCGGUCUUUCUCCGCCUGUCGGUCGGACGGUCUGUACGGCCGUCGCCGCCGCUUUUUGAGUGUGCUCGUGCGCGCAACGCGUCGUCGACUCGAUUCGCGUUCGUCUCUCGUGCCCACAGCACAGCACACACACACCGGGUGCCUGCCGCGUAUACUCGUUCGCCGCCCAGCGGUUUACCAUUAUACCGCUAUACAGUACCGACACGCUCUUUUUUUUUUUCCCCUAUUCGACCGUGUGUUCGCCGUGCCGUGCGCGGUACGCAACGUAGGUAAAAACGAGAUACACGGGACGGAAACUCGCUAGCCGUCCGGGCACCGUGCACACUAGGGACCAUGUCCGACACGGAUUGGUCGCUGCACGCGCUCAAGUCCAUGCCCGGCAGCCCGACAAACGUGCAAUGGGCCCCGGACCAGGACGUGACGGGUGUCAUAGCCAAACUGGAGGGCCGCGAACUGGAGUACCUGAUCCGGCAGAAACGCAUUGUGAUCGGCCGGAAUAGCUCCAGGGGCCAGGUGGACGUAAACAUGGGCCACUCGAGCUUUAUAUCGCGCCGUCAUCUGGACGUGCUAUACGAACAUCCGAAUUUCUUUCUGACGUGCCACGGCAAGAACGGCGUGUUCGUGGACGGUGUGUUCCAGCGGAAGGGUGCCCCGGCCCUACAGUUGCCCAAAAGGUAAGAGCACGAAAAGGCCGGCGGUGCUUGUCAUGCGUGUACGAGGACGAUGGGUUUUUUAAAUUUUCUAUUAUUAUUAUUUUUAUUAUUAUUAUUAUUGUUGGUAUCGUUUUUGUUUGUUUUCGGAAAUCGCACGCGGCGCCGCCCCCCCGCAAUCACCCGCUCGCCCGCCACGUUAUGUCGUUAUUAUUUCGGUCCGGCGACCGCUCUCUGUGUUUACACACAAUAUUUUGUUUUUUUAAUAAGAUGAUAAAAACGGGACGGGGAACAACACGACGUUGUUACGAACGCGAUCGAUGAUAACGUGUUUUUGUUGUUUGGUUAUAAAUGGCUGCGCGCUAGUGUGUGCGUAUGUAACGGGUUUUCAAGGUCUCCCUGUUGCCAAAGUUCGAAAUAGUCUAUUAAAUAUUACUACGCAUACGACGCGCACAGAUAAUUUUCUUAUCAUCGUUGCUGGCCGACCGUCCGAGUAGUGGUCGCCGGGUCCGAACUUUCAUUAAAUAAUACAUAUGUGACUUAGGACUUAGCAACUGUCCCCCGAAGUACGCCGGUCCCGGAUGAUAACGAGAGUCCCCUUGGUCUAAACACUUAUUCUUUUAUUUCUAUCUUAAUUUUAACGCCCCCCAAUGGCUUUUUAAAAUAUUCCACAAUCAUCAAUUCAAUUAAUUCGGGUGUACCCGCUGCUUGCUCAUUGUCAAAAUUAUACUAUACCCACUUGACUAAUCACAGUUAUCAUUUUUUUUUUUUUUUAUGUACAUUGUUUCAUCACUGACCGAUAUUAUAUUUUGUAUUUAUGAAUAUUUCCAACUUCAAAAUUAUUACUUCUCAGGUUCCUAUCCAUAAAUCAAAUAAUAAUAUUUACCAUUUUGGGCGAAUAAAUUAAAUGUUACUAUAAAUGUAUAUAAAUGUAAAUGAGACUGUUAUUACUAAGUAUUUAUCGUUAAAUUUAUUUGAGAACUAAUGUUUAAUAUUCUUUACAAUUCUACAAUUCAUUAGUAACAUUUAUGCGAAAGAAAGCAUUUUAUAAAUUCCUAUACCUUAUGAUUGGAAGUUUUACUAUUUUUUAUAUACCUAAAACUUGCAUAAUAAUUAAUGCAAGUAAUUAGUAAUUUAUAAUAUAAUCAAUUUUCAUUGUAAUAAGUAAUUGAUACUAAAAUAAAGAAAUCUUAUUUUUAUUUUAAUAUAAUAAUUUUAAAUAAAUCGGUUAAUUUUGUAUUUACAACUUGGAUACUUAAUAUAAAAUGCAUAAUUAAUAUUAUACAAUCAGAAAAAAAAUUUGCCAUUGGCUUUUUUCGCAUCAGGCCACAGAUUUAUUAUAUAUUUUAUGGGUUUAUUUUAUUUUUUAAAAUUUAUUUAUUUCUAUAGGUACAAAGAAAGAUUUAAUAAUAUCAUACAUAUGGAACUGAUAAAAAUACCAAUUUCAGGCAGUUCAUUAUAAUAAUCAUAUAUUAUAAUAAUUUAUAAGAAAAUAACUGGAAGAAUAUAAUUGGCAUUAAAUGGUGUGAUAAUUACUUAUCGAAUUUUGUUUAUAUAUAUAUAUAUAUAUAUAUAUGGUUAAUAUUUGUAUGAACUCUACAGAUAACAGUAACAUUAAUUUUGAAUUCAAAAUAUAUUAUGUACACAGCAUAUUUUCUUUUGUAAAAAUUGAAUUAUCAAAAAUAUUAUUGCCUAAAAUAUUUCUUAUUGUUGAAAUUGUAAUCUCUAGUUAAUUGACAAUUAUUAUUGGUAUUUUCUAUGUUUUAGUAAAAUAAAUACCAUACUAGAUACUUAGUCCAAAAUAAAUGUAGUUUGAUAAAUAAAUAUAUCCUUUUUUAUGUUGGUACCUACUUAUUUAAAAAUAUUUACCUAUUUAAUUUAAAUAUGUUCUUAUUAUGUUUGGUUUUUUUAUAGGUGUUUAAUGCGAUUUCCUAGCACUACCAUUCGGUUAGUGUUCUAUUCGUUGAUAGACGAAAUGGCACCACCUCCUGUUCUUCAGAAUACAUUUAUUCAAACACAAACUAGACCACUUGCAUCGACACCUUAUGCUCCUUUGAGCAUAAAUAUUCCUCCUCAAGUUAUCAAACAAGAAACUUCCACAUAUCUGCCAAAGGAAAAUAGAUUUAUGAGUCCAUUUCCUUCUCCUACUGGCACUUUAAGGUAACUAUAAAAAAAAUUCUUUAUCAUUGAUAAAUUAUAAAUCAUAAAGUUUUAACGAAAAUAUAUGAGUAGGUAGAGUAGGUAUCUUUUAUUAAGAUGAUACAUAUAUAAAAAAUGGUUUAUAUGAAAUUUAUAGAAAGAUUUCUAAAUCUAAUUAAUUUAAGUAAAUGUUCUAAGGAAUACCUAUUCUGUUAAGUUAAAUUGGAAAGAAAAGCGAAUCCGUCAAUAGGUGUGCUACUAUUGUAGGUUGGACGUUAGGAAGGAAGGAUUUUUAGAAUUAUUCUGUUAAUAUUUGUAUAAAAUGUAAGUAAAAUUAAUGCUAAUGCUAGUUGACUUGUUUUGAAAUGCUAUGAUAUUUUAAUUAAUAUUCAAUAUUUAAUUUUAACAACCCACCAAAAAAAAACGACAAUAAGUAGUUUAAAUUUUAUUACAUCUAGUAAGUACUAUUAUAAGUGUUCUGCAAAAAUUUUAGGCAAAACUUUAAACUAUAAACAAAAUUGAAAAUAACAAAUAUUUAUUUUUUAAUAAUAUUUUGUACUUUUUUCCCUACGAGGAAAAUAAAAAUAAAAACUUUUUUGCACCAUUUAGACAAAAUUUGCUUCAAAAGAAACACUUCUUUUGAAGAUUGAAACAAGAUUUUUAAUAGAAAAGUUUAUUAGAGACAAAGUAAAAACACAAUAAAACAAAUGUUACAAAUAACAAAAAUAUAAUUACGAGUACAAUAAUUAUAUAAUAAUUAUAAAAUGAAAAUGAAACGCCUAGAAAAUCUAAACGGUUUUCAUGUUAAUUGUAAUUAAUUUUUAUUUUUUCAUUUCACUUUUUAGUGCUGCUAAUUCAUGUCCAACUAGUCCUAGAGGAGGUCAUAAUAGACAUACACUUGGACCAGAUUUACAAAUGGCAGCGUAUGCAGCUGCAGUGGCUAAUCCUGGUCAAAUAGGUGUGAUAACUACUCCGACAUCAUCUGCUAUUUAUACAGAGGAUAAUAAGUAAGAUUUCCAUCUACAGUGAACAUAAAUCUGUAUUGUAAUUUCUAUAUUGUACGAAAAUGUAUUUGUUUCUUUCAGACAACAUAGAGACGGAGAAACUAGCCCAUUAGAUACGACUGUUUUUGAUGUUAGCAUUGGUAGUGAACAGUUUGUUAGUGAUUAUUAUAGGAAUGGUACGUCAACUUCUACGGGACCAAAUUAUAGUCCUCCCGAUACUGUCAUUCAAGAUAGAUCAACACCUAUAAAUAACAAUAAUAGCAAUUCAAAUGCAAAAUCUAAAGAUGAAUCUAAACCGCCUUAUUCUUAUGCUCAACUCAUUGUACAAGCUGUCGCUUCAGCUGCUGAUCGUCAGCUUACAUUAAGUGGGAUUUAUUCCUAUAUUACCAAAAAUUAUCCAUAUUAUCGUUUUGUGGAUAAAGGUUGGCAAAACUCCAUUAGACACAACUUGUCGUUGAAUCGUUAUUUUAUUAAGGUAAAUUGAAUUAAUAUCAAUUUUUAUACUAAAAGUAUUUUGCUGCUUAUCUUUUGGUUUUAAAUUAAUAAUUAUUGAUAAUUUACAUACAUGGCAAUUUUAUGUUGUACAUAUUAUGUAUUCAUUAAGCAUGCUCACUUUAUUUUUUGGUUAAAUUUUGCAUAUAUUUGAAUUCUGAAUUUUGGAAUUUUUAAGUGUAGUUUUGUGUAGCCGACAUUUUCGAAUACUUAGAUUUUUCACAGCAUUUAAGGAAUAACCUGUGGUGAUACCAAUUUUGGUUUUUCAAAUGAAAACCUUUAUUAAAAAUUCCAUACAUUGAUAGAGUAUUACUUUAAAUAAAUUUUGGUGUUAACGAUUUUCUUUUCAAGUUUAGGUGAUAAGGUAGAGUUGUGGAGUAUCUUUUGUGUAGCGGCACGGCGCGUGACAUUUUAUAAGUGCUCUACUACUCUUCCUCUACCUACCUAAAUUUAAAAGUGAAAUAUCUUGCCAAAGAAAAUCACCAAAUUUCAAUUAAAAUAAUACUCUUUUUUUUUAAUUAAUGAAUUGUUAAUACAGGUUCCAUUUGAAAAACCAAAAUUGGUAUCACCACAGGAUAUUGCUUAAAUGUUGUAAAAAAAUCCAAGUAUUUGAAAAUAUCAGCUGAAACCACACUUAAAAAUUCCAAAAUUCAAAAUUUUAAUGUAUGCAAAUUUUAAACAAAAAAUGGGGUGAGUACGCUUAGUGAAUCGUUCUGUAUAUGUAAACUUCUCAGUAUAAAUACAAAUUAUGAAGUAUAUAAAAAAAAAAAUAUAUAAUUAUACUUAUACAAUUAUAUUAUUUAGCCACGAUUCUUAAAAUAAUAUUAUUAAUAAAUAUAACUUAAUUAAGUUUUAAAUAAAAGUAUAUUAUUAUUAUGCAAUAUUUGGUUUUGAAAUAAUAAUACACUUGUGUAUGAAGUAUUUUACUUAGGUGUUUAAUUUUAUUUUGGGUGAACACAGUUUGAAAAUUAAGAUCUUAGUUAAUGCCAUGGUUAUAGAUUCUAUUUAUGUAGUAUAGGUGUACAAUUAUUGUUUGGAUUAAUAAGCAUAAUGCACAAAUAUAAAAUAGUCUCUAAAAUUAAGAAAUCUUUUUUUUUCAACCAAAUAUUUAUUUAUUUCUCCACUUUUUCUCUGUUUACCGUCUGACACUCAGAAUUUUACACCAUAGUUAGUCUUACCACACUUCUGUAGAACAUUACUCUAAGUGUCAUUUAAUUGUCACAAAAUACAUUUUACACAUUAAUGAAAUCCACUGUUUUUUCGUACAAAAGAUCCUAGUUACUUAAAACCUCAAACACGUUGACUAUAACCUCUUAUUGUCUGUUAGCUGUCUUGUCCUUCAAACUGUUUUACUUCUAUUUAUCUUAAGACCAUUUCCUUCAAUUGCUACUUUCCGUUGUUCAAGUCUAUUGUUUACUCAUCUUAAUCAUCCGCAAAACAUGGAUCAUGAUAUCUCUUUUCACCUGUUGACCCUACUCACAUCUAUAAUGGAACAAUAUCAAAGCCUUGUUUAGAAUUGAUUAUACUGUUUGACAGAUUGAAUUACCCUAAUAGGAGUCUACUGAUUCCCUCUUCCAGAAAGAAUAAUAAUAUGUAAUAAAGUUUUAUUUUUUUUAGGCUACAUGCCAUAUAAAUAAUACAUUUGUACAGAAAGCUUAAAAGAACAAUGUAUUAAUUUAUUUUAAAUUAAUUAAACUGCAAUAUAAAAUAAAUUAAAAUGUAAAUAAUUUAUUGAGUUGGUGAAUAACAAUUAAGAAUUGCAUUGGUAUAAAUUGAGUUUUAAAAAUAUUUUAUAUACUUUGUUUGUUAAAUUAUGGUAUUCUCUCAUCUCAAUAUCUAUUUUUACUGUAUAUUAAGGUUCUGAAACGAUAUUUUGUUUAGUAUUGAUAUUUUAAAAGUAAAACUUAUAUAUGUUUCAUAAUUUUUUUAUGGUUGACUGUAUUACUAUUUAUAUUUUUCCUGAAGGUCCCUCGAUCUCAAGAAGAGCCUGGAAAAGGAGCUUUUUGGAGAAUAGAUCCUUCCUCUGAACAAAAAUUAAUUGAGCAAGCUUUCCGGCGUAGACGUAUAAGAGGAGUGCCUAGUUUCAGGCUUCAUAACUCAUUUGGACUUUCUUCAAGGUAACCUGUAUAAAUAUUUAUGUUUCAUGGAAAUAAAAUGUAUUUUUAUUUGUUAGGAGUGCUCCGCCAUCACCUAACCAUAUUACUGGUGGUAGUGAAUUAUCAAUUGCUGAUUCCUUGUCCAGAGAAACUUCACCAUCUCCGCCAGUCUCUUCUUCAGACCAACAACAAGAAGAACUUUGUUUGGCAAACUCUACACCAAACCAAAAUAAAUCACCAAAUAAAAUUUCUCAUACUAAUGGUGUUCUUCAUUAUGUAUCAUCUACUGGUAAUAAUUUUAUUCAAAUAAAAUAGCUAUAAACUCUUCAAAUACACUUGGACGAUUUACAUGUGUUUAUUGUCACCACCUCAUAAAUGUAUGCAAUAGCAAAUUUGUGAUCAACAUAAUUCAUUCUGGGCUAUUUGUUUUAAUAUAAAGUUGAUUUGACCUACUAUCAAACUUAAAGCCGCAUAUACAUGUGCGACCUGAACCUAUCAUAAAUCACUUGCGUACCGAUAGUGACAAUAAUUGGGACGGCAAAUAUGUAUAUGUUGUUUAAAGAUAAGAACAUUAUCAAUUUAUAAAUGAUAUUUUGCUUGAAAAUUAAAAUUUUAGAAAAAAUCUAUUUACAAACAUAUAAUGUUCUUACUUUUAAAUUAGAUUAUAGAUUAAAUUAUUCUGAUCUUUUUUAACUAAAAACACACAAUUAAUUCUGUUGAAUUCAAAUUUGCUACGAUAUACAUUUGUAAGAUACGGUCAACAAAUUCAUAUGUAGGGUCCUCAUAAUCAAUAUCAUUAUUUAUAUUAAAAAAUAUGUAAUGGUAUAUUUCUGAUACACAUAAUACUUUUUUUAUAAUGGUAUUAUUCGUUAACCAAUAUUGUUAAAAUCUUUUUUACCAAGCAGUAAAUAAUAUGUUGAUAUUGACUAAUUUACAACAUUGUCAGUGCCGUAACUACUCUGCAUGGUGCCCAUAGUAAAUUUUACAAAUUACCCAACGCCCCCCCCCCGCCAAAUUUAUUAACUAAAACUUCUAAAAAAAUAACAAAACAGUAAGGCUCAAAUCCCCAAUACUGUAUGGUCUAUUUUUUUUAGACUUGAUUGGUUUAAAAGUGCUAAAAAGGUAAUACAUUAUGUAUAUAAUUUUAAUAUUGUUUUAUUUAAACACUAUUAGUAGCUCAAUAUUUUAACAAAAUGCACUUUUCGUUGUGAGCUUCAUGGUAAAAAUAGCAUCAUUGUAUAGAAUUGGUUCAAAAAGAAUUUUGAUAUAUUUUUAUAAUUGUCCAUCCAAAUCUCAGUUUUAUUGAGAAAUUGAUUCUCUAAAACUAAAUUGCGGUUCACAAUUUGUCCAUGCCUUACCAAUAAUGAAAGUCCUGAAUGGGAGAUCUUGAUAAAUGAUGGGCUAAUAAUCCCCAAGGAAUCCUUUAUCUAUUUAAAUUAAUAUAUCAAUAUUUAUAUCCCUCCUGUGAUCACUUAUCAGUCUACAAAAUAUAAGUUGAAAUAAACUAUGUGUUGACUAUAAUAUAGUUCUAAUCAAAUUUUUUUAGGACCCCAACCUACCUGACCACUCACAUUAUUGUUUUCAUUAUUCAUAUUUGUGUUAAGUAGAUAAAUUAAGUCAUCGGAUGAAGUUUAUUCAAUUAUUAUUUUUAAGGCUUAAUAGUUAAUAUAAUAAAUUUUAAUUUAUUACAAAUUAAAAUAAAUGUCACUUAUGUAUUAAUGACCUCCCUAAAGUACCUCAGUCGAAUUUAAUUUAAGAAAAAUUACACUAUAUAAGUGUUAAUAUUACAACAAUGAUCGCUUAAAUAAGAAAAACAAAUAGUGCUUAGAAUCUACAUGACUAUAUUAAGAUAUAAUCAGUUAUAUUAUGCGAACGUGUAGUUCCUUUCUGAAAUAUAUUAUACUUGUAUACCAUCGAACAGUUAUUUUGUGUUUUGGGGGGAGGAGUUUCUAUUAUAUAAGUACUUAUAUUUCUCCAAAUCAUUAUUGUUUGUUUAUUUAGAAAAAAUCUAAGUUUUUGUUGGUGUGUCGAUUAUUUAUAAAUUAUAAUGUACCUAUGUACUCCGUGUAUCUAAAGUAGAAAAAAAAAUAUUGGGGCCCGGGUAACGAUCACUGCCUAGAUGCCUUGUCCAGGCCAACACUGAUACCUAGUUAUUAUGGAUUUGUCCAGACACAAAAUCAAUUGCCUAGUUAUAGCACUGAAUUUUGUUUUAAUAUUGACUUAAAAAUUUAAAUGACAUAUAAUAUUUAGAUUUUAAAAAUUAUAAUAUCAGUGCUCGAAUUAACAAAAAAUAUUAGGAGGCUGUAAGACUUGAAAAAAAAUUAGCUUCCCUUUUAAUUAUUGUACUCAACCUAGCCCUUUUAAAUAUAAUUCACUGAUUGAUAAUUUCAAAAAAAAAAAAUUACUUUAGCUAACUUUUUAUUUGCAUAAUAUGUAUUUAUUUUAAAUUUUACUAUGAUUUUUGUUUUUGUUAUUUUUUCUGUAUUAGAACAACUUUUCUACUAGAAAACUUACUUAGAUCAUUAACUUUUCUGGGGUAAUAGUUUCUAAUAAAAAUGAACUAAAUCCUAAUUUAAAAAAUUCUGUCUAGUUGAUGCAAAGAAGAGAUUAUUUUAAGUUUUCUUUGUAUAGUUCAUAAUUGUAGAGAGAACUUUAGAAAAUUCAUUGGAAUAACUAUAAUAUUUAGAUAACGGUGUUAUAUUAGAUUUUGAUAUUUUUGUUGUUAUUCAGUGAAGAAUAAUUAUAGAAGCCGGAAAUUUCACUGAAUACUUAACGUGGGUAAUAAUCUCCUUUGUACAGUAUUUUUUCCAAGGUACAAUUUUAAAAACAUCCUAGCAAUUAUUAUUCAGUUAUUUAUAGCUAUUUGAAAUUGUUAAGUUUUUUAGAAUUUUUUUUUGGUUUUAUGAUAGAAAUUGUGGCCAAGUGAAAAUAAUUCAAAAUUUAACACUAGGUUUAUUAUGAGUUGCAAUUAGUGAAAAUCCAUUUAAUGAGUCCAUUAAAAUUAAGCUUUGAGCUAUUAUAAAAGAAAAGAGCUUAAAGUUCAAAUUUUAAUGUAAAUACAAAAUAUACACCAUUCUGUUCUCCCUUUCAAACAAAUAAUAAAUGUAUACUGGAAUAUCUGUAAAUAAGGCGAGGUAUUCCACACUAAUUUGAGCACUGUAAUAAUAUUAUUGGAACCAUUAGGUAUUUAAAAUUGAAUAUUAAAUUCAAAUGUUCAAAAUUGCACAUAAUAUAGAUAGUAUAGCAGAUUUCUUUUCUUUUUAUAUUCAUUCUGUUAUAGCUGCUACAAAGUAGAAAAUAUUUUUAAUUUUUCUAAUUUUUAUAGCAGAGAUCAAUAUGAACAACUAUCAUAGUAUUUAUCGAAACACAAUUAGAAAAUUAUGUUACAAUCUAAACUAAAUAAUCUUAGAUCAAUGUCGUAAUUGUUCAACAUAUAUCGAAUUUAAUUUUGUCUAUCAUUGAUCAAUAUUAUUAAAAAAUCUUUUUGCUUCUUACAUCUUUGAUAAUACCGAAUAUAAUAUAAAUUAAUUAACUUUUACUAUUAAAUUUUACUAACAUUCUUAACAAGUCAAGUGUUCACUAUUAUAGUUAUAAUAUGAUUCACUUUAUAUCUAGCUAACAAUGAAGCCUCAGAGAUGCAAAGUCCUCAACAAUUGACGUUUUUAAAGUCUCGACUAGUCUUGCCUGUGACAACUUAUAGUAAAUCUAGACAUAUAACAAUAGUGAAUAAUGGACUUCCAACAUCUCAGUCAGGUAAUUAUAGCUUAUUAAAAAGUUGGAUAAUUGAGCAUUGACAUCUAACAGACAUAAUAUAGGGAAUGUAAAUUUGAUGUAUUAAGUAACAUUCAUUAAAACAAUAUAUUGCCUAUAAAUUAAUAUUGGUUAGAAAUAUUUGCAAUUUUUUUUUAUAAAAUUCUAUCUAAUGCACAUGAUAGGCUUUUUGUUGUUAUUCUGAUCAACUGAAAUUAUGUUAUAUGAAUCAUAUUUUUAUGUUGAAAAGUUUUGUCUAAUAAAUUAGUAUAUACAUUAUUUUAUAUAAUUAUUAACAUACUUUCAUAGGAAGCACAACAAAAACCAAUUUAAACUUCAUUGCCUUUCCUCCGCCACUCAAGGAGUCUUUAUUGCCCCAAGCACCAGUUAUCGUGCAAACAAUAGAUCAGACAUUUGAUGCGUAAGUAAUUUAUUCAGUGUACAUGUCUUUAUCUAAUUAAACUUUAAAAAUUUUGUUAUUUAAGAUCGAAGUUAAAUCAUGCAUUAAAUAUUGAAAAAGCUGUUAACCAUCACAAACAAGUAGAAAUAAAUGAAGUAGACGAGGAUAUAUCUCAAAAAAAUCCUACACAAGGUAUAGAAAUAGAAUCUGGUGAAUUCGGAGUUCAAGAUGUCCAUGAAGAAAUUAUUGAUGAUGCUCAGAAGACCUCCGAAGAAAAUAUUGAACAGGUUUUUAUAACUACUUAAAUGUUGUAUAUAUUUAAUUAAGAAAUUGUUCCAAAAUUAUUAUUUAAAAUUGUAAUCUCCAUUAUAAAAGUGCUAUAAUACCAUUUAAAGUAUCUAUUUUUUAAAAAUACAUAUAAAAAAAACCUAAAAUUUGGUAUGGUGCGUGUUUCAAUAAGUAAAAGUUAUCUGUAUAAUUAUUUUAUUAAAUCCUUGACUGCUUUAAGUCUCAUUAUACAAACUUUCUUUUAACAAAUUAAUUUAAAACAUUUGGAACUCUUUCAUUUGGGUAAAAACACCUUGAUAACAACCAAUGUGUAAUUAAUACGUGACAACAGUAUUAUGCAUGCAUGAAUUUCAAUAAAAUAGAUGUCUUUAACCAGAGACUUCUCAUAAGGUUCAAACAAACAUAUCCAUCAACAAAUAUAUUUGUAAAAUGUACUUAUCCACCUUCAUAAAUAGAAGUAUAUGCCAAUAUGGCAGGUAUCUCUGUUUGUGGCUGAUACAUCUAUAUUGAUAGUGCAUAUGCCUGAUUUCGUUUAUAUCUGUUAAUUAAUUUUCCAAAGAUUAGAUACAUCUAAAAGAAAAAUUUAAAUAACAGCGAUUAUUGUAACUAGAACCCACUAUAUUAUAUUUAAUAUGAUUCUGUUGAUUAUAGUAAUAUGACUUAUUGGCUGUUGAUUGUUGAUGUUUAUCUUCUAUUUAAAAUCAAUUUUCCAGUUUUAAAAAAAAAAUUGCAUGGCCUUUUUUUUGAUUCUCUUUUGAUCCUGUCUAAUUAUUAUAUUCAUUUUUAAGUAUUUGUUACAAAUAACAUUGUCUAGCUAUUAUUUUUUUUUUUCCUUGAAUAAUGGUUUUCAACUGUUUAUUUUUUCUAAUGUAUUCUGUUAGUAAUAAAAGUAUUUCAUCUUCGUAUAAAUAAUGUAUCUAACUUUUUUUUUUGCUUUCGAUUUAUGUAUUUAUUUUUUUUUAUUGUUGAAUACUCAUUUCAUAAAAUAUUAAAUUUUUAGAAACAAGCAGAUUUAAAAUGUUAUGUUAUGAUUAUUUUUGGGAGUGAAACAGCUUCCUAAUGUAACAUUUUAGAGCUACUUGUUUGUUAAAAAUUUAAUACUUUGUGAAGAAAUAAAUGUUAAACAACAAUAAAAUUACUCUGUAUAUAUAUAUAUAUAAUUAACUAUUGUCUAAAUUUUAUAAAAAAAAACAUUCAAAUUACUCUGUAUAUAUAUAUAUAUAAUUAACUAUUGUCUAAAUUUUAUAAAAAAAAACAUUCAAAUUGCUCAUGAUUUCUAUUAAUUUAAUUUGUUUCUAAAUCUUUUUCUAUCAGAUAUGACUUAUUUUUUUCUGCUAGGCUAUUGUCUAUUUUGCACAAAUAUGUCUCAUAUUUUUAAGAAACUAACAUUAUAUUAAUUUAUGUUUUUUACUUAUAAAAUACUAUAUUUUUAGAAUUCUUAUUAAAUUUAUCUAUUGAAAUGUAUAUUUUUAAUUUUAUUUAGUCUAAAACAUACAAACAUGAAGAAUCUUCUGAAAAUGGAAUGGAAAAUGGAAACCAACAAGUUGUUCCUGAAGAAAUUGAUGAAGAAGAAGUAGUAGAAGAAAACAAUUUUGAAGAAUCCAAAGAACCAGAUACUAAUUAUUCAGACAAUUUUCAAGAACCACCAACUAAACGUACCAAAUUAAAUUAUUUUAAACAAGAAAUAAAUGGCGUCCCUUAAAAAAGGUAAUUUAUAUGUUACAACUUUUUAUUGUUAUUGAUAUUUGAAUAGGUCUUUUCCUAUGAUGUUAUUUUCUGUACAUAAAAUUGUGUAUAAAAAUUUAAGUGGGCUACAAAAUAAUGUUUAUAUAAAUAAAUUGUUUUUAUUUAAUUAAUUUUGAAUUGUCUAGCUUAAAUCAAACUAGGUAUUUCUUUCUGUAUAAUAUUAUGUUUAGUUAUACAUGUAUUUGUAUGAAUUAAGUGAUUUAAGAUAUUUUGCUUAAACAGAGCUAUAGACAGUUUAUUAUAAUAUAAUUAUUAGAUCAUACUUACAAUCAAUGACAAAACAUGUAAUUUAUUGUAAGGAUAUUGUAUUUUUGGUAUACAUAUUUUAUAACUGAUUUACCUAUUUAUGCGCAUAUAUAUAUAUAUAUGUAUAUGUAUAUAUAUAUAUAUGCGUGUAUAUAUAUCAUAAUGGUAUUAGAUAAAUGAUAUAUUGAUUAAACAAAGUAGCCCUAUAUUUUACAUGAUGACAGUCAUUAUUUUUUUCCUAUGUCUAAUCAUUAUGUUCCUUGUACAUUACUGUAAUGACAUAUCUAUUGUAAAAAAAAAAAUAAUUAAACAAAAAUUAUAUUUUAACAAUUUUUUUUUUCUUUUUGGUUUAUAGGGGAUCUUUCUUAUCAAGUGCAAUUAAAUAUAAAUUUUUUUUUUUGUUAUUAUUUUUGUUUGUUGAUUAUAAAUGUUAUCAAAUUAAUUAAAAUAAAUUGCCAUAAUUUUUAAUCUGUACGUGGACAAAAGCUUUUUGGUUUAAUUUGUUUUUUGAGAAUUUUAAUUAUUUUAAAAUUCAUUUUUAACUAAUAUGUGAUUGGACAUUUUAUAUUAUGGAAAAAAAUAUAAUUAUUUUUAUAAAUAAGUUUUUGUCUACUUAAUAAAUUGUGUUACCAUUUGUGUUUAGAAAGAUUUAGUUUACAUUGGUUUUCAAAUUAUAUAAAAUUAAAUUGAAAAAGUUAUGGUCUCAAUUUGUUGGGUUUAAGCUUAAACAAAAUUGUAAUGUUGGAUUUUUUUUUAAACACUGUACAUUUUUCUUGUUUAUUCAUAUAUUAUAAAAAUUUCAAAAGUAUUUUUCAAUUGGCGAAUAAUUAUUUUUUCAUUUGGUUUAUUACUUAAAAAAUUAAUAAUUUGCACAAUUAUUGCAAAUAUAUAGGAUUGUUUUGGUUUUUCAAUGAAUGUGUAAGACCGGGUCUUACUAUAAAUGUGUAUCUUAUGUUUAUUGUUAUAUUACCAUGAGCAAUUCUAACAAGCACAAAUAUAUAUUUUUUUUUUUUUUUUUAGUAAAUUAUUGUAUUAAACAUAGUCAUUUAUAAAUUAAAUAGAAACAAAUUGUUGUAUUAAUUAAUAAAAAUAGUCAUUGCAAUACUUUUAGCACACAUGUAAGUGUAAAUUUACUACCUAUUUACAUUAUUUUGUUGAGACAUUAAAUUUAUAAAUUAUUUAGUUUGAGUUUUGUUAAUAAAAAAAAAAAUUGUUUUUCUUUCC